This is a messenger RNA of Papaver somniferum (opium poppy), 753 nucleotides long. RefSeq lists its product as uncharacterized. Gene Ontology annotation, molecular function: nucleic acid binding; RNA-DNA hybrid ribonuclease activity. The record is from RefSeq and is a predicted model, not a curated record. NCBI's taxonomy places the organism in Eukaryota, Viridiplantae, Streptophyta, Magnoliopsida, Ranunculales, Papaveraceae. The coding region runs from base 1 to 753 and encodes 250 amino acids. The transcript has 2 exons.
AUGGCUCAAGCUAUAUGGUUUGCAUCUCCUUUUGGUCUGAGAAUUCAAGGUAAUAAUACCAUGACUUUCUCUUCUCUUAUACAACAAUGGAUGCAAAGGAAUGAUAAUUACUACCCAGUCUCCCUUGGAUUAAUGGCUAUCUGCUGGGCUAUAUGGAAGAUAAGAAAUGAAAAGGUUUUUGAAAACAAACAGAACACAGUUCAUGGAGCUCUCAAAAUAGCUAUGUCCUGGUUCAACCUCUAUUACAAUCCUGUCACUGCUAACGAACUGGAGGAAGAUGAUACUACAACUAAUGUCUCUAAUGAUGACAAUCUCACAUGGAAGGCACCUAAUUCACCUUUCAUCAAGAUUAAUGUGGAUGCGACGUGGAAAAAUGGAUCUUUUGCAAAUACUCGGGUUGGAAGAGCAGAAAAUUCUCUCUUGGCAGAAGAUGAUGGAUUUCUCCUUGCAGCUGAACUGGCAGACCACCUGGGUUUGCAUGACAUCAUUAUAGAAGAAGACUGCCAAAUUGUUGUCAGAUGCCUUACAGGAAGUAUGAAGAAGACACCCUGGAGACUUUGGAAAUUUCAAGAUGAUUUCAAGGAGCUCAUAACCAAGUUCAACAACAGCAAAAUUAGACAUGUCACUGAAAAACGAAACUUUGUUGCUCAUUCUCUUGCCGGUUAUGCAUUCUCUCACAACGUCCAAACUAUAUGGACUAAUAAGCAGAUGCCUGCUGACAUUGCAGCUCUCUGUCUAGAGGAUGCUAUCUAG